CCUGCCGGGUGGGGGGCGGGACGCCAGGGUCCCUGGGGGCGGGUGGCCACGCGGGGCGGGGCUGGGCCGUAGGGCGAGGGUUAACUCGCCCCUCCCCCGUCCACCUGCUGUCCCCUUCCCCCGCGUGCCCUGGUCUGACCCUCGUCCCCUCCUUUCCCCGCCCCUCCCCCUCGGUGGCAGUGGCGGCGGCUGCUGUUGUCACCCACCGGGCCGCCUGUCCCGCUUGCCCUCACCGCCGCGGGGCUGGCUAGGCUAGCCGGGCCGGGGACAGGCGGCCACCUCCUCAUCACCGCCGCCGCCACCGCCAUGCUGGCCGCUCGCCCACCGCACUGGGGCCCCCAUCGCGCUCCAGCCCCCCGUGGGCCCAGCGCCAGUCCUGACCCGGGACACUUUCAGGGAGUGAAGUCUUGUGCGAUAUUUAGGGAUUUGGCUGUUGGGCCCUUCUAGGAAUAGGCUCAAUUGUGGAAUGACCCGACUUAGAAAUAGAGAAGAUAGCAAGGAUCCCAGGGUCUCAGCGGCGGUGGCAGCCGAGGUGCAGGAUGCGAGAAGGCGCCCCCCGGCCGGGCUCCCGCUCCAGGCCUCACACCCCUGUGGCCCUCUGAGCCCACCAUGGCCGUCCCACCAGGCCAUGGUCCCUUCUCUGGCUUUCCGGGGCCCCAGGAACACACACAGGUAUUACCUGAUGUGCGGCUACUGCCCCGGAGACUGCCCUUGGCCUUCCGGGAUGCGACCUCAGCCCCGCUGCGCAAGCUCUCAGUGGACCUCAUCAAGACCUACAAGCACAUCAAUGAGGUAUACUAUGCGAAGAAGAAGCGGCGGGCCCAACAGGCACCACCCCAGGACUCGAGCACCAAAAAGGAGAAGAAGGUCCUGAAUCAUGGUUAUGACGACGACAACCACGACUACAUUGUGCGCAGUGGCGAGCGCUGGCUAGAACGCUAUGAGAUUGACUCUCUUAUUGGCAAAGGCUCCUUUGGCCAGGUGGUGAAAGCCUAUGAUCACCAGACUCAGGAGCUGGUGGCUAUCAAGAUCAUCAAGAACAAAAAGGCCUUCCUGAACCAGGCACAGAUUGAGCUGCGGCUACUGGAGCUGAUGAACCAGCAUGAUACAGAGAUGAAGUACUACAUAGUACACCUUAAGAGGCACUUCAUGUUCCGGAAUCACCUGUGCCUGGUGUUUGAGCUGCUGUCCUACAACCUGUACGACCUCCUCCGCAACACACACUUUCGAGGUGUCUCACUGAACCUGACGAGGAAGCUGGCACAGCAGCUCUGCACAGCUCUGCUCUUUCUGGCCACACCUGAGCUCAGCAUCAUCCACUGCGACCUCAAGCCUGAGAACAUCCUGCUCUGCAACCCUAAGCGCAGUGCCAUCAAGAUCGUGGACUUCGGCAGCUCCUGCCAGCUUGGCCAGCGGAUCUACCAAUAUAUCCAGAGCCGCUUCUACCGCUCACCCGAGGUGCUCCUGGGCACACCCUAUGACCUGGCCAUCGACAUGUGGUCCCUGGGCUGCAUCCUUGUGGAGAUGCACACCGGAGAGCCCCUCUUCAGUGGCUCUAAUGAGGUGGACCAGAUGAGCCGUAUUGUGGAGGUGUUGGGCAUCCCUCCCGCACCCAUGCUGGAACAGGCACCCAAGGCUCGCAAGUACUUUGAGCGGCUGCCUGGGGGUGGCUGGACCCUACGAAGGACAAAGGAACUCAGGAAGGAUUACCAGGGCCCUGGGACACGGCGGCUGCAGGAGGUGCUGGGCGUGCAGACGGGCGGGCCCGGGGGCCGGCGGGCGGGGGAGCCGGGCCACAGCCCCGCCGACUACCUCCGCUUCCAGGACCUGGUGCUGCGCAUGCUGGAGUAUGAGCCCGCCGCCCGCAUCAGCCCUCUGGGCGCUCUGCAGCAUGGCUUCUUCCGCCGCACGGCCGACGAGGCCACCAACACGGGCCCGGCAGGCAGCAGUGCCUCCACCUCGCCGGCGCCCCUUGACACCUGCCCCUCCUCUAGCACGGCCAGCUCCAUCUCCAGCUCUGGAGGCUCCAGUGGCUCCUCCAACGACAACAGGGCCUACCGCUACAGCAACCGAUAUUGUGGGGGCCCAGGGCCCCCCAUCACUGACUGUGAGAUGAACAGCCCCCAGGUCCUACCCUCCCAGCCUUUGCGCCCCUGGGCAGGGGGUGAUGUGCCCCACAAGACACAUCAAGCCCCUACCUCUGCCUCAACAUUGCCGGGGACUGGGGCUCAGUUACCCCCACAACCCCGCUGCCUUGGACGACCCCCAUCACCAACAUCACCACCACCCCCAGAGUUGAUGGAUGUGAGCCUGGUGGGCAGCCCUCCAGACUGCUCUCCACCUCCUCCAGCACCUGCCCCCCUGCACCCGGCUGCCUCAGCUCUCCGGACUCGGAUGACGGGAGGUCGACCACCUCUCCCACCCCCUGAUGACCCUGCCACUCUGGGGACUCGCCUGGGUCUCCAUGGUGUACCCCAGAGCACAGCAGCCAGCUCAUGACCCUGCCCCCUCCCUGGGGCCCCUCCUGAAGCCAUACCCCCCCAUCUGGGGGCCCUGGGCUCCCAUCCUCAUCUCUCCCCUUGACUGGACUUGCUGCUACCCAGCUGGGGUGGGUGAGGCCUGCACUGACUGGGGCCCAGGGCAGGGGUCAAGGGAGAGGAGUUUGGCCACACCCUCCCCACUAAGACUGGACCCUCCCCCCCUUGUUUUCUAUUUAUUGUACCAAAGACAGUGGUGGUCUGGUAGAGGGGAGAUUCCCCCUUACCCAGGGCCCUAGGAGGGGGUGGGGGCAGGUAGGGGGAGAUGGCCUUGCUCCUCCUCGCUGUACCCCCCAGUAAAAAGCUUUCUCACA
Molecule: messenger RNA, 2851 nt
Organism: Mastomys coucha (southern multimammate mouse)
Lineage: Eukaryota; Metazoa; Chordata; Mammalia; Rodentia; Muridae
Gene: Dyrk1b
Product: dual specificity tyrosine phosphorylation regulated kinase 1B
Exons: 12
Coding region: 610-2499 (629 amino acids)
Biological process (GO): peptidyl-threonine phosphorylation; positive regulation of DNA-templated transcription; protein autophosphorylation
Cellular component (GO): nucleus
Molecular function (GO): transcription coactivator activity; ATP binding; protein serine/threonine kinase activity
Source: RefSeq, a predicted model, not a curated record